CAGUCUCGGAACGACGAACUACGAUAUAAUUCGGCCAUCGUUUAAUACAAAACAUUUUCGCCAAAGAGCUCGUUUAAAAGAUGGCUUUUGCAAUACGAUUCGUAAUUUUAUUCACACUCUCAUUCGAAACGUUAGCGGAUAGCUUUCAACAUAAUCUAUCCAAGGAAGAUCUCGAGGAGGGUCUGCAAGUGGGUCGCCAGUAUGCUAGGGACGUAGAAGCGCUGGAAGAAGCAAUGAAUCACACUUUGAUUCGUGAAGAAAUAUUUUCGGGCUUUGAUCCAUUCGCCAUCCCUGACGACGUCAAACAAUCGAAAGAAGCUUCUAUAGAAUUGACUGCACGCCAGUAUUUAAGUUCAAAAUUUGAUGUUCCUGCCAAUGAAAUCCGUUUCGAUGACAUAACCGAACGCAAGUUACAACCUUUAUCGAAAUGCGAUCCUUCCUAUCCGUAUCGUAGCUUCGACGGAACGUGUAACAAUCUCGAAAACCCACGAUACGGAGAGGCAAACACAAUAUUUCAGCGACUUAUGGGACCAGCAACCUAUUCAGAUGGUGUUUCAACAAUUCGUGUAUCGGAAUCCGAAGCUGCUCUAGCAAGUCCUCGUUUGGUCACUACCAGCGUGACAGUCAAUAAAAGCGUGUCGGAAAGCCAAGCGACUCUGUUAACGAUGCAAUGGGGCCAAUUCCUCGACCACGAUUUAACAUUUACAGCCAUCGCCAAAACAAGUAGUGGAGGAGCUAUCCUGUGUCGUUGCAGCGAUGUCAGUUUAGGUCUUGCACACCCCGAAUGCUUACCUAUUACAGUUCCGAUUGAUGAUGCAGUGUACAGCAGCCAGAACAUCACAUGCAUCCAUACGGUUCGAUCUUCUUUCGGUCUGAAUCUCGACGACACAACUCCCACAAGCCGAGAACAGAUAAAUUCCUUAACACAUUGGAUGGACGGCUCGCAAAUUUACGGGAACAACGACGAAGUUGCCCGUUCUCUGCGUGACACGACGUCAGGCAAAGGCCUCAUGAAGGUGUCGAUGAAGAACGGUCGUGAGUUAAUGCCUCUGUCCCCUACUUGCUGCCCCAACGACCCGACCAACACAUGCCCUGCUGCUCAAUCGUGUUUUAUGGCAGGCGAUCCAAGAGCCACUGUGCAACCUCUUCUUGCUGUUAUGCACACGUUGUGGCUACGGGAACACAACAGGGUAGCUAAACUGCUGUACGAUAUCUAUGGAUCCGAUAAGACGGACGAGUUUUACUAUCAACAAGCUCGUCGCAUUGUUAUCGCAGAAUUUCAGCACAUCACCUAUAAAGAGUAUCUUCCCGUCCUUCUCGGUCCGUUAGCAAGCCUCCACCCUCCGUCGAAUGGGCCAUCUAAUCCAGCUAUCUUUAACGAAUUUGUUGCUGCUGCUUAUCGAAUGGGACAUUCUCAGUUGCGGAGCUUCAUCAGGUUGUACGAAGCUGAUGGCAGUGAAAGCUCGCAGAGUUUUUUGUUGGGGAAUUCUUUCAUCACAGGCGGAACGCGUUUACUCCAUCCGACGUUUGUCGACAAUGCCCUACGCGGACUCUUACGAACUCAGGCACAGUCUGUUGAUGAGAAUUUCGCAGAAGACAUCACUAGUCUGCUUUUUCGGCCAGACCCCAACGAACUCGGCGCUGAUUUAGUGUCAAUCAAUAUACAGCGAGGCAGAGAUCACGGUCUCCCGCCUUAUGUAAUUGCCCGGAAUAUCGCCCAGGUUAAACUCUUCAACAACGGUGCCUCAUGUCCUUCUUCUAAUACGACCUUUGACGAUUUGAAAUCAACCACUUCAGAGGAAGUAAUCGCAUCAUUCAAGAAACUCUAUGGAUCACCGAAAGACAUUGACUUGUACAUCGGAGGUGUAACAGAAAAACAUGUACCUGGAGCUCUAAUUGGGCCGACGUUUGGAUACAUCAUCGCUACGCAAUUUGAAAAUUUGAAGCGCUCCGAUCGCUUUUUCUAUAGCGACGUGACUAAAAACAUUUCCUUCAACAGUGCUCAGCUAGGUGAAAUAGAAAAGUCAAGCCUUGCACGUAUCAUUUGUGACAACGGCGAUGGAAGUAUAACGUCCAUCCAGCCCAAUGCUUUCCGAAUUCCAACCGGAAGCAAUACUCCGUUUCCCUGUAGUGACAUACCAGGCAUUAAUUUCCACACAUUUGAAGGCAUUCAGUCCGUUACGGGACGCACUGAAGAGCUUUAAAUCAUUGUGUGUAACGUUCCUUUUAAAUUAUCAACUUCAGAAUACAGGGUAACGUUUAAAGAAA
Molecule: messenger RNA, 2268 nt
Organism: Daphnia carinata
Lineage: Eukaryota; Metazoa; Arthropoda; Branchiopoda; Diplostraca; Daphniidae
Product: chorion peroxidase-like
Exons: 15
Coding region: 81-2204 (707 amino acids)
Biological process (GO): response to oxidative stress
Molecular function (GO): heme binding; peroxidase activity
Source: RefSeq, a predicted model, not a curated record